AUGGAGAUUCCACAACUCGGUUUUGGAACAUUCUUAGCCAAAGAUCCUGCUAAGCUAAAGGCUGCCCUUCAUUACGUAAUUGAAGAAUGCGGCAUUAGAAGUUUAGAUUGUGCAUGGGCAUAUUAUAAUCAAGAUGUUGUUGGAGAGACAUUGAAAGAGAUCUUUGCUGCUGGAAAGAUCAAGCGUGAAGAUCUUUUCAUCACAUCCAAACUUUGGUGCACUCAUCAUAGACCAGAUCUUGUUGAAUUUGACCUUAAACAGAUUUUGGAGCAACUUCAACUUGAUUAUAUUGAUCUAUGGUUAAUGCAUUUUCCUAUUGCUCUUGAAUCCAGAACAGAUAAUGAGUUCAUUCCAAAAGAUGCCAAUGGAAAAGUCAUUCAUGAGCAGAUAGAUAUGCUUGACACAUAUAAGGCAAUGGAAGAAUGCAUGAAGAAAGGCAUGACACGUCAUAUUGGUGUCUCCAACUUCUCAAUUGAACAACUUGAGCGUGUUUGGUUCAAUUGUGAGAUCAAACCAUACGCAAACCAGGUUGAAUGUCAUGUUUACAAACAACAUCAUCCAUUAAUCCAAUAUUGUGAAAGUCAUAACAUCUUCUUGAUGGCACAUACAACAAUUGGACAUCCACCACUUAAGGGAUAUCGUGGAUGCAUGUUGAUUGAAGAUCCAGAUGUUGUCAGUGUUGCAAAGGAAGUUGGUAAAACACCAGCACAAGUUUGUAUCAAAUAUCUCAUCCAAAUGAGUCCAAAAGUUGUUGCAAUUCCUAUGUCCAUGAAUCCAACCAACAUCAAACUCAACUACGACAUGAAUUUCACACUGAAUGAGUCACAAAUGAACAAACUCAAGUCCCUUGAUAAGUUCUAUACAUUCAAGUACCACCCAUAUAUCUUCGGUGUUGAUGUCCUUGGUUUAGGAUUUAAUGUUUGGGGAUAA
This is a messenger RNA of Trichomonas vaginalis G3, 930 nucleotides long. RefSeq names its product oxidoreductase protein. Gene Ontology annotation, cellular component: cytosol. Gene Ontology annotation, molecular function: aldose reductase (NADPH) activity. The coding region runs from base 1 to 930 and encodes 309 amino acids. The record is from RefSeq and is a predicted model, not a curated record. Lineage: Eukaryota; Parabasalia; Trichomonadida; Trichomonadidae. The transcript has a single exon.